Doryrhamphus excisus (bluestripe pipefish) is the source of this 1582-nucleotide messenger RNA. RefSeq names its product Ras association domain family member 4a (gene rassf4a). Lineage: Eukaryota; Metazoa; Chordata; Actinopteri; Syngnathiformes; Syngnathidae. The record is from RefSeq and is a predicted model, not a curated record. Gene Ontology annotation, biological process: signal transduction.
UCUCAGACAGCACACCACCAAGGGGGCAAAAAGAAGAGGACUGGUCAAAGAUAAGCAGGAUAUUCCACACGGAAGAUCUUUACUGCUAUGCUGAAGUCCUGUCAGAAUGGUUGAGCAUCAAACCUACGUGAAGCUGAGUGCUGACAAACUGAUACAAAAGUCGGACAUCCUGUCGCUGCUUAGGACCUACAACUGCUACCACGAAGGGAAGAACUUCCAGCUGAGGGCUCAUGAGGAGGAGGGGGAGCUCAUCCUGGAGGGUUUACUGAACAUCCACUGGGGUCUGCAUCGACCGAUCAGACUUCAAAUGUACGAUGACAAUGAAAGGCUGCGUGUCAAACGGAACAGCAAGUGCAUAACCGCAAAGCAGCACUCAUCAGAGUCAAACAAUAAUUCACUAGGCAGAGAAAUUGGACCUGCUGGUGGGGAUUUGGAGGGGCAUGAGGAAGAGGAGCCUCAGCUGCUGAGGACCAGAAGUGAUGCUUCUUUCAUGCAAGUCCAAAGGAGGUCAAGGACAAACACAGCUAGAGACCUGCAGCGUUUACGCACACACAGGUUUUCAAUCAAUGGACACUUCUACAACCACAAGACAUCUGUGUUCACUCCGGCCUUUGGCUCAGUCACUAACGUGCGAGUAAACAGCGCCAUGACGACGGUACAAGUACUGAACAUGCUGCUACAAAAGUUUAGGGUGGAAAAUAAAUCCGAGGAGUUUGCUCUUUACAUGGUUCAUGAGUCUGGCGAGAGGACCCACUUGAGGGAUGGCGAAUACCCACUGGUGGCUCGUGUGCUUCACGGGCCUUGUGAGAAGAUCUCUAAGAUCUUCAUUAUGGAGGCCGACCUAGGAGAGGAGGUCACCUACGAUGUUGCUCAGUACAUCAAAUUUGAGAUUCCAGUUUUGGACAGCUUUGUGGAAAAGCUAAAAGAGGAAGAAGAACGGGAAAUCAAUAAACUGACUAAAAAGUACAUCACUCUGAAGUCGAUGAUUCUACAUCAGCUUGAGGACAGAACCUGUGAUCCAGUUUAAUCCUCCAUUAUUAUAGUCACAUUUUGUGUGACACUUUUAAUGACUUUGUGUAUAUUUAUACUUUUGUCAUAUUUCCUCUGACUUUGUAUGCGAUAAAUUGCCUUAAAGUUGUUGCAUUUCUGUACCAAAUAAACAUUUUUUUUAAGUGUCCUGUUCUGCCACAGUAACUGGGGAACGUAUUACUAUUAGCAUUGUUCUUCCGAGUGACCUUUCUGCCGACCAGUUCCCAUGAGCUGUGGGUGUGGGAGAGCUGAUCGGCUUUACACAAUGAGGUAUCCUGAGGGAGGAGGGCUGUUCCCUUUUUCCCACACUUUCACAAACAGCAAAGUCUGUUGACCGUUGUCAUUUUUGCAGGACCAACCUUGACCUUCAGUCAGGCGACCAUUAUUAUUAGUUGAUUAAUGCAAGUACUUGCCUGAGUGUGUGAGAUCUUGACCUGCAUCCUUUUCCCCUUGGAUGUGACUGCUGCAAGGGAAAAAUAUACAAAUUCAGCACACCAUGCAAAAACAUUUCCGGAAUUAAACAAAAAAAUGCAAUAAAGUAUAUUGUAAUGAA